AGCGGGUCGUCAUCGUGGUUGGCAGUUGGUGGAGGCACGGAGGUCGGAGUAACUCGCUCCGGUGUGGGAUGGAGCAGAGAGAGAGAGAGAGAGAGAGAGAGAGAGGGGGAGACAGAGACAGGGAGAGUGAGCGUGUGAGGAGAGGUCCGCCGACACUCUGUCUCUACUCUUUGUGUUUGUUCUUGUGAGUGUGUGGCCUAGUCUUUGUUGAACAGCUUCACCUGGAUUGAUUAGCAGCAUGGGAAGCUUAAAGAGCAAGCUGAAGGCGCUGGUGAUGGUGGCCGGGGUGGUGGUGGCCCUCCUGGCCGUGGUGUACCGUGUGUACCUGGUCAUGCACCGUGCUGUGCCCGCGGACCUGGCCGAGGUGGAGAAGAUUCGCUGGCUCGACGAGAUGGGCAGGAUCGCUCGAUACGGUAUACAGGAAGUCCCCUCAGCACCCGUUCCCAGCCGCCUACGAGGACAGCCUGGCCGUGACCCGCUACGUCAUCAACAACGCUCGGGACCUGAACAUCUGCAAAGACCUGAUCGUGGUGGCAGGCGAUGGGGCGGGGGGAAACUUGGCUGCAGCCGUCGCCAACGAAAUGGCGAGUCUGAUUCGCCUCCAAGUGCUCAUCAACCCGGCACUGCAGAUGCUCAACUUCGCCACUCCGUCGUACCAGGAACACGUAGACAACGCCAUCCCAGGCAUCACGUCCACAGAGAAGACUGUCUCCAGCUGGAUGCGUUACGCGCACGUUCACGCGGACGUGAAACCCGCCAUGCUCGACAAUCUCCAUGUCUCCUUAAGACACUACAGCUUUUUAUCCAAUUUUGUAGACAGUCGCCGACGGCUGCCGGCCUACCUCAACGUCACGGACAAGCACACAAUUCACAACAGUGCGUGCAGAGAGGAAGUCUCGUCUGUUUUGGACCAGUAUGUGUUGGAUUCCCGGUUCAACCCAAUGUUCGCGCCCGACGUGAGGAAUGUGGCCGACGCGUACAUCAUCACUGCCCAGUACGAUGUGCUCCGGGACGAAGGGCUCAUGUAUGGUCAUCGUCUGCAGGAAAACGGCGUGGAUGUGGAGCUGCAGCAUUACAAAAACGGAUUUCACGGGUUUUUCCUAUUUGCCGGCGGAGGCUGGAUUGAGUUUGCAGAAAGCCAGAGAGCGAUGGAGGAUCUCGUUAGUUAUUUACACACAGAGGUGUUAGACCUGCCGUUAUCUGACAUUUAACGGGAGCCAGAUCGCCACUCGCAAGUUUCUAGUUAAUGUUACCGUUGUUUAAAAGAAUCGUUUUUGCUGAGCACCCGUCAUAAUAUUAUCAAAUAGAUGAGUAUUAAGAUACAUCGGCACUAAAGUACUAUAAAUACACAAACUGAAAAAGCGUAUAAUGUACAUUUAGUUCAUUUGGAAUUCUAGCUCUUCAAUUGAUGCUUAUGUUUUGUAGAUAUUUUUAAAAGCCUCAGCAGGAAUCAUGGUUAAAGAAGAUAUCACAUGGUUUUUACAAAGAGAACGGACAUUUAACUCGGAAAUGGAUGAAGUGAGAGCUUGCCUUGACUGUGAUAAACAAUUCCCUGUGAAACUUGCCCCAGAUACGCCUAUCUACAAUAGACAAAGUGAUACAUUCAA
Aplysia californica (California sea hare) is the source of this 1607-nucleotide messenger RNA. Its product is annotated as neutral cholesterol ester hydrolase 1. The record is from RefSeq and is a predicted model, not a curated record. Gene Ontology annotation, cellular component: membrane. Gene Ontology annotation, molecular function: carboxylic ester hydrolase activity. Lineage: Eukaryota; Metazoa; Mollusca; Gastropoda; Aplysiida; Aplysiidae.